CUGUUUCAGGUCACUAGUGAUGCAGGCCUCCAAGAAAAAAAAAAACUUUUGUAGAUGAACUCAUGACUUCUAGUAGUAUCUGAGCAGGAUGGACAUGGAUGAUCAAACCAUGCCAAGCUGUGCAGAAACACUGACCACCAGUCGUAAAGGGAAAUUGGAGGGCUGUAGGACCCAGAGGAUGUCAAACAUUAGGAAGAGGAAGGCUGAAGCAGGCGCUCCUGUCCCACCCUAGAGCAGGGGAGGAGAAGUAGAGCUGCAUUCCUGCUGUCAACAGUCCUGCUGCUGCUGCUGCUGCAAAAGAUCGGCUUUAAGGGGAAAACUGCACUUUUCUCUGUGUGUGAGAGAGAGAGAACACAGCAGGGAGGUGGAGUUCAACAAAACAAGACCAGACAUCCAAGAGGAGAGUCAAGUGAAAGCAGUGUUCUACAGGUACGUCAGGAUGACUUCUCCAAAGCAGCCGCAGGACAGCGUCUCCAGCUUGGCAGAGGCAAUAUCUCCUGAGUCGUGGUCCAAGGUUAGCUGUCCUUGUUGCGUGUCUUCUGAGGUCGAGCCUCUGGUUCUGAUUCAACUGGCCGAGAAUGUGGAGGCCAACACCAAGCAGUGGAUCAUGGCCAUGAUCUCAGCACCUAAUAAUGCAGGAGGAGCACACCUACUCGUACACCCCGGUGAAGAUGCCAGCUGGGGUCGAAUUGUGGUCUCGGCACCUCGCUGUACCUUACUCAGGGCCACAGAAGAACUGGGACUCUGCAAAGCGGACAAAGAGGGCAAUAUGGUCUUGUUUUCCUAUCAUGAUCGUGACAACUUUAAUAACAUCAAUGACAUGCAGAAGUUCCUGACUCUGGCUGAGAGACAACACAUCGUCCAACAUGAGCUGGAGUCCAUGCGAGCCAAAAAAGACCAGCGUAUCCCUGGAAUACCUGGAGACAAGGGUAUCCUUAAAUCCAGACAGAACAUAUUUCAGAAGCUGCAGAAAGCAGGAGUGAUCCAGGAUGUUUUCCCCCUGUGUGAUGAGAAGAAGCUACAUGCUCUUGGCAAAGAGUGGUACUUACAGAAAAGCUUGUGGGGUCAGCCUUUAGACUCCAUUCAUGCUUACUUCGGUGGCGCCAUUGCUUUCUACUUCAGCUUCUUAGACUUUUACACGUGGGCUCUGGUACCUCCAGCAGUUCUGGGACUCUUCAUAACCUUCUUCCUUCCUGGAGCUCCGCCCACUGAUGAACCUAAAGCAGAUAAUUCAACCCCUGGUCCGGGUUCCUCUGAUGGCGAUGAUAGCCAGUUGUCUGUGAGCGCGUACAUGGUGCAGGCCUUGUUCAGCAUGGUGUGGUCGACCGUGUUCAUGGAGCUAUGGAAGAGACGAAGCGCUGCGCUGUCGUACCGUUGGGGCACGCUGACGCUAACAGAGCAGUUUCAGGAACCGCGGCCUGGUUUCCAGGGUGAGGUGGGAAUCAAUCCUGUGACAGGCAGAAUGGAGCCACUCUUCCCUGAAACGCAGAGGCAGAUGCGGGUGGGCCUGGUCUCUGUGCCCGUGGUGGGACUUUUCCUUGGAUUCGUUGUCCUCGGCAUGGUGGGAUUUUAUUACUGCGAAAGCACCAUGGCUUCAAUUCACAAGGCUUCUGGAUCUUUUCUAACGGCCACGUUGUCCUACCUGCCCUCCAUCAUCCACAUUGUGUACACCAACAUGCUGGGGAAUGCCUACCGUACGGUUGCACUGAAGCUCACCGAGUGGGAAAACCACAGAGAAGAAUCGGCUUUUCAGUAUCAUCACACCACCAAAGUUCUGGUGUUCACCUUUUUUAACAACUUUGCUGUGCUGUUCCACAUUGCCAUCUUCAAGCAGGACCUGCACCUCCUACACAAGAGGUUGUCAUCGCUGCUGAUCUUGUCUCAAGUGGUGAACCAGUUCACGGAGAUUGUGGUGCCGUAUGUGGUCGAUCGUUUCUACAGCUCUUCACAGAAAGAGCUGAAGGAGGAUGACCCGGCUGCUGAUCACAUGCAGGCUGAAGGCAAUCUGCCUCCAUUUCCUGGUCUGUUUCUGGAGUACAUCGAGCUGCUGGUGCAGUUUGGUUACCUGAGUCUCUUCUCCUGUGUGUAUCCACUCACGGCUGUGCUUCUGCUGAUUAACAACAUCACAGAGAUCCGCGGUGAUGCCUACAAGAUCUGCCGCCUCUUCCGAAAGCCAUUUUCUCCACCUGAGUCUGGCAUAGGGGUGUGGCAGGCAGCAUUCGAGGUGUUGUCGUUUCUCUCGGUCAUCUCGAACUGUUGGCUGCUGUUUUUGGCUCCACGGAUUAAAGCGUUCACUCUGGAUUCUGGACUAAGCCCGAGCCUUGUGUUGAUAUUCUUCAUCAUGUUGGAGCACGUUUUGAUUAUUGUGAAAAUGAUUCUGGCCUUUAUUAUUCCUGAUGAACCAGACUGGGUCCGAAUCAAGAGGCAACAGAUUGAAUAUUGCACCAUGUUGGCCCUCAAAGAGCAGAAGGUGAAGCACUCCCAGACCGAUCAGCUCCCUCGCUCAUAACCCUAAGAUGGAGGGAACUAGACACAGUGGUGUGGCAUCGGGCAGCCGGUCCACUGCAUCAUGGUUUCUGUAAUGAUUGCAAACUGUUUGCUGUUGCACAGUAAAGUAUGGGGGUGCCAAAUGGUGCCUGGACCCUUGUGAGAAAUUUGGACCCAUGUAAACAACUGGACUCCCCAUAGAGGACUGCUGUAGUAUAGAAAAAGCUUUUUAAAGGAAUGUGGCAUAUAAAAUACAGAGCAGGGUAUAGAACAUAGUGAGCUAAAAGGGCCAUUUAAGGCAUAUUAAUUUGCGAGCUCAUUAACUCAUAGGUCUGUGUUCAGAGCAUGCACUAAAUAUGCCCAGGUUUGGUAUUUUAAAUAUUUUAAAAUAUAUCUUGUAUUACAGAAUGGCAUAUAUGUAAGACAUCAUGCAUCAACACUAAACGGCAGACAAAUCACACCACUUAUGCAGAACAUUCAUGAAUAUAUUUACACUGUGUCUCAAAUCGCAUCCUAUGACAUCAUACACUUUCAUGUUCUUUAGUAUAUAGAAUAUCCUUUUAAAUGUCUGUUCUUGACAUGAAGCUGCAGGUGAUUUGCAUUUGGGAUGUCAGGAGAAACACAAGAUCAUGUCAAUAGCAUAUACAGAGUUAAUAAAAACAGAGUCAGCCUGUGACACUUUCAUUUAGCUGCAAAUUUCCAUUGUCUGUUAUCUGCUACCAGCCCUUCCAGAUGUGUGUUGUGCUACAUGAUAAGGCAGAUUAAUGUAAAAUGCAUGUCUUAAUUUUCAUUUAAUUUUUUCAGAAAUAAUAGAAUCCAAAAUUGGACUAAUUUGCACACUAAUCAGUUAUGCACUAAUAGCGUACAUGCGAUUUGAGACACAAUGCAUACUUUGCACUUCAGCCUUCGUGCACCUUUAUCAUCUAGGAACCAAAGAAUCUUGCUUGCUGAAAUAUUUGCCUAUAUAGAGUGUAUUGUUACCAAUUGAUGCCUUUAUGAAAUUAUCCAGCCACUGCUGAGUGAUGCUUUAUUGAGCAGCUAAAAGAACCAAAGAGUGAACAUUAUACUCACCAAGAUGUUGUGCACUGUACUGAUAAUAAAUGAAAAAAAAAUGACACAGGACAUUCAUUUGUUUAUUUCGUUUUAAUAAAUAAAUACAAAAAUAAAUUAA
This is a messenger RNA of Hemibagrus wyckioides, 3658 nucleotides long. RefSeq names its product anoctamin 10b (gene ano10b). Gene Ontology annotation, molecular function: chloride channel activity. Gene Ontology annotation, biological process: chloride transmembrane transport. NCBI's taxonomy places the organism in Eukaryota, Metazoa, Chordata, Actinopteri, Siluriformes, Bagridae. The record is from RefSeq and is a predicted model, not a curated record. Gene Ontology annotation, cellular component: plasma membrane. The transcript has 15 exons. Bases 440 to 2509 code for a protein of 689 amino acids.